AUGAAGCUUUUCAUCGUAUCACUAUUCCUGCUAUUGUUAUUGUCUUUCGUCACUUGCGCUGAAAGAAUUAGCCCUUUGCGGGAUACCAAACAUAUCAAAGAUCGAAAACAUAUCGAAGAACACUUAAAAGAACAAGUCAACGUUAAAGAAGAGAAGCUCGAUGACGAAAAUAUGGUUAUGCAUUAUUUCAAGUUACAUGAUACUGAUAACAAUGGUAAACUUGAUGGCUUAGAAAUUUUUAAAGCUAUGUCGGAUUACACAAAUCAUAACGAUGAAAAAUUUGACGACGCAAAAUUUGCAGAAUGGAUAGAUCGAGCCCUAGAAGAUGAUGAUAGAAAUGGAGAUGGUUAUAUUGAUUAUGCGGAGUAUAUGUUGGCCUAUAAUUCAUAA
This is a messenger RNA of Trichoplax adhaerens, 390 nucleotides long. RefSeq lists its product as uncharacterized. The transcript is spliced from 2 exons. Lineage: Eukaryota; Metazoa; Placozoa; Uniplacotomia; Trichoplacea; Trichoplacidae. Bases 1 to 390 code for a protein of 129 amino acids. The record is from RefSeq and is a predicted model, not a curated record. Gene Ontology annotation, molecular function: calcium ion binding.